AUGUUAAGAUUAAAGAAUAAGUUUAAGUUUGGAACUUCAACUCCUUCUAGUUCCAAUAGUUCGACUCAUGAUAAGUCAGAAUCUCCCGAUCUCAAUUCGACAUCCAAUUCGUCUCCUCGUAAUUCCGUCGAUUCCAGAAGAACUAUCUCCGUCAAUAAUUUGACAGAAAAUGUUCUGAAAUUAUCCAUAGAUCAACAUUCUAAUAAUUCCGGAGGCACUAGUACUCAAAAUGGUUCAUCAACUGCCAUUAAUUCAAGUAUUAGUAUGGAAACUCCUUCUCAAUCUGCAUCAUCUGACGUCAUUAACGAACAACCAAACACAACUGUCAUUUCAAAUCCUGGUCUCUUAACGGUAAAGAUAUAUAAUUCCAAUAAUAUUCAAUUACCAAUUGAAAUAAAUAAUAAUAAACGGAUUUUACAUGCUUUAGCAAUUAAUUCAAAUAAUGCAUCAGUUAGUCAACAAUUAUUAAGGAAUUUAUCAACCCUUUCAACUCCAAAUGAAGUAGAUGAUGAUAAUGAAAAUGGAGGAUUAAAUGAUAAUAAUGCUAGUGAAUAUUUAUCAGGAGGUAUAGCUACUAAUUUAUUACCAUCAAUCAUAACUAUACCUUCAGAGAAUUUAGUUAAAUCAUUAUUAUAUUUGACAAUUGAAUUUGAAAAUAACGUUUUAUUAAUUGAACCUCAAAAGGGUUCAGUAAAUCAAUCAACUUGGAAUCAAGUAGUAUCAUUCGAUGUAACCAAAUCAUCCUUAUCCAAUCCAAAUUCUUCAAAUGGUAGUAAUGGAUCCAAUAACAAUAAUACAGGCUCGAAUUUUCUUAAUUUGAACUUAUUCAUAAGAUUACCUAAUUCACUUAUUCCUGAAUCUGAAAAGGAAUCUAAAAAGCAUUUAUUCACAAACUAUAAUUCGUCAUCUCCCAAUGCUGCAGCCAAUUCAACCAAUAUUGGUGAUUUGUUGAUUGGAACUAUUAAAUUACCAUUAAAUUUAAAAUAUCAUACUAAGCAAAUAAGAUUAAUGAAUCAUGAAUAUUUAAAAUUCAAUAAUUUUAAUUUGGGACAGAAUUUGUCCAAAGAAAUGGGAGAAAUUAUGUUGACCAUUGAAUUUAAACCUAUAUUAAAGACUCAUUUAUCUAUUGAUGAUUUUGAUUUAUUGAAAGUAAUUGGGAAGGGAUCCUUUGGGAAAGUUAUGCAAGUUGUUAAAAAGGAUACCAAGCAAAUCUAUGCUUUAAAGACAUUAAGAAAGCAACAUAUUGUAUCAAGAAUGGAAGUUACUCAUACUUUAGCUGAAAGAACUGUAUUAGCCAGAAUUAACAAUCCAUUCAUUGUUCCAUUGAAAUUUUCUUUCCAAUCACCUGAAAAAUUAUAUCUUGUACUAUCAUUUAUUAAUGGAGGUGAAUUAUUCUGGCAUUUACAAAGAGAAGGGAAAUUCUCAAUGGAUAGAUCUAGAUUUUAUAUUGCUGAAUUAUUAACUGCAUUAGAAAGUUUACAUGAAUUGAAUGUGAUUUAUCGUGAUUUAAAGCCAGAAAAUAUUUUAUUGGAUUAUCAAGGUCAUAUUGCACUUUGUGAUUUUGGAUUAUGUAAAUUAAAUAUGGGGAAUGAUGAUAGAACUUCGACAUUUUGUGGUACUCCUGAAUAUUUAGCACCUGAAUUAUUACUUAAUCAAGGUUAUACUAGAAGUGUUGAUUGGUGGACAUUAGGUACUUUAUUAUAUGAGAUGUUAACUGGAUUACCACCAUUUUAUGAUGAUGAUACUAAUACUAUGUAUAGAAAAAUCUUACAAAAUCCUUUAAAAUUCCCGGGAUUUUUAGAAGGAAGUGAUGCUCAAGAUUUAUUAAUUCAAUUAUUACAAAAGGAUCCUAAACAUAGAUUAAAUGAUGCAGAAAAGAUUAGAAGUCAUCGAUUCUUUAAAGAUAUUGAUUGGCAAAAGUUAUUAAAUAAGAGUUAUUUACCUCCAUUUAAGCCUAAUGUUGAGAAUUUAUUAGAUACUUCUAAUUUUGAUCAAGAAUUCACAAAGGAGAAACCUCAAGAUUCUGUUGUGGAUGAUUUCUUAACUGAAAGUGUUCAAAAACAGUUUGGAGGAUGGACUUAUAAUGGGGAAAAUGCCUUUAAUUGA
Molecule: messenger RNA, 2106 nt
Organism: Scheffersomyces amazonensis
Lineage: Eukaryota; Fungi; Ascomycota; Pichiomycetes; Serinales; Debaryomycetaceae
Product: serine/threonine protein kinase
Exons: 2
Coding region: 1-2106 (701 amino acids)
Biological process (GO): protein phosphorylation
Cellular component (GO): nucleus; cytoplasm
Molecular function (GO): ATP binding; protein serine/threonine kinase activity
Source: RefSeq, a predicted model, not a curated record